UGCAACCCUCUACAAUACCCAGUUAUUAUGUCCACUACGUUCUGCUGCUCCCUCGUCACUGCAGCCUACGUGAUUGGCUUUAUUGACUCCACUGUCACUCUGCUUGGCAUGAGCACCUUACAUUUCUGUAAAUCCAAUGUAAUCCACCACUUUUUCUGUGACACAUCCCCAAUAUUAGCCCUCUCAUGCACUGACACACAUAAUGUUGAGAUCAUUAUAUUCAUUUUUGCUGGAUCCACUUUAGUGGCAUCUCUCAUCAUAGUCUCUGUGUCCUACGUGUCCAUUCUCUCUGCUAUCCUGAAGAUCAAUUCCACAGCAGGUAAGCGAAAAGCCUUCUCUACCUGUGCCUCCCACCUCCUGGGAGUCACCAUCUUCUAUGGUUCCACGAUUUUCACUUACUUAAAGCCUAGUAGGUCCUACUCCUUGGGCAAAGACCAAGUGGCCUCUGUUUUUUAUACUAUUGUGAUCCCCAUGCUGAAUCCACUCAUUUAUAGUCUUAGGAACAAAGAAGUGAAAAAUGCUGUCCUUAGAGUUAUGCAGAAGACAGGGAGCACCAGGAAUUUCAGAUGA
This is a messenger RNA of Chrysochloris asiatica (Cape golden mole), 570 nucleotides long. Its product is annotated as olfactory receptor 8H1-like. Gene Ontology annotation, molecular function: odorant binding; olfactory receptor activity. Gene Ontology annotation, biological process: sensory perception of smell; G protein-coupled receptor signaling pathway. The annotation marks the transcript as partial. The transcript has a single exon. The record is from RefSeq and is a predicted model, not a curated record. NCBI's taxonomy places the organism in Eukaryota, Metazoa, Chordata, Mammalia, Afrosoricida, Chrysochloridae. Gene Ontology annotation, cellular component: membrane.